This is a messenger RNA of Caenorhabditis bovis, 1881 nucleotides long. Lineage: Eukaryota; Metazoa; Nematoda; Chromadorea; Rhabditida; Rhabditidae. The record is from the annotation of a GenBank genome assembly.
AUGAACUCAAGACUCCGACCACGCCAAUCAACAACAUCGAAAAUAGUAACGACAACGCCGGCGAAAUCGCGAGCCGAGCGUUAUGCUGGACGCAAUAAAACGCCGAGAAAUUUGGGAAAAGUUGUUAAAUCCGUCAUUGAAUACCCGAAAGAAGUUGAAUCAUCAUCGUCGUCCUCUUCAGAUGAAUCUGGAAGUGAAUAUAACGAAAAAGAUAUUGAAAUAAUUAGCGACGAUGAUGUAUCGAGUGAGAUGGAAAUUGACGAUGAUGACAAAGAAAAUCGAUGUAUUGCAUCAAAAACUAGAAAAUCAGCCGUGGAAAAUCAUGCAGCCAAAACUUUUGCCAAUCUAACACUCGAGAAUGAAACCCGAACCCCUAGAAGAAUUUUACGCUCUACUCCUGCCCGCAAAAAUCAGGGUGCUUUGUGCUCAUCGUCAACGUCUUCAUCAAUCAAUUCGGAUUCCGAUGAAAUUGGCGAUGAUAUAAUGGAAUGUGUCGAAAGAGCCCAACGAAGCACACGAAGAAAUCCGUUAGGAAUAAUAGCAACACCAAAUAGUGCUUCGAGAAAGAAAACAGCACCGAUUAAAUUGAAAAGCACCAAAACUCCAGGAGGAUCGAAGCGAUGGCAGAUUGAAAAAAAAUGCGAAGAUGAGAAACCGGCAGCUCCAAUAAGAAAAGUUGUAAUCAAGCUUCGUGAGCCGCUAACCGUCGCUGAAAAGCUUAGAGAUCUGUCAUGUCGUUUGCAUCUUUCCGAGGUGCCCACCGAAUUGCCUUGUCGCGAAAAAGAAGCUGCCGAUGUUCGCCGAUUCAUCGCUGACGCCAUCCAUCCGCUAUAUGGAGAGAGUGGAGCAAUGUAUAUCGGAGGAACAACAGGAACUGGAAAAACCGCUACCGUUCGAACGGUGGUUGAAUCAAUGCUGAAGAAUCCAAAAACACCAAAGUUUGUUUAUGUCGAAGUGAAUGCAAUGAUAUUCCGCAAGAAAAUAUUCACAGAAAUCUAUAAUGGCAUUCAAGAGAAAUAUGCGAUUUCAUCGAAACGAAAUGUCACUUCGAAUAUCGCCCCGGCGACAGCUCGACGAGAAUUGAACACGGUGCUCCGGAAGGCUGACAAACAUCGUCCGCCUAUUGUGAUUCUUGUCGAUGAGCUUGACGGAUUAGUCAAUCGCAAACAGGAUAUUCUGUAUGACAUUUUCGAUUGGACCGCCGUUCCAGAAGCUCGUGUAACUGUGAUCGCCAUCUCGAAUACUCUUGAUUUCCCUGAACGAAUGCUAUGUCAGAGGAUAUCAAGCAGAUUGGAUAAGCGGCGAUUGAUUUUCCAUCCGUACGAUCACGAGCAAAUCACCCACAUUAUUCAGUCACGAUUGAGUGGAUCGGAUGUCGUUGAUAACCACGCGGUUAUUUUGGCUGCGAGAAAAGUAGCAUCUAUCAGUGGAGACUUAAGACCCGCGUUGGAUGUGCUCAGGCGCGCUAUUCGGAUUGCACUGGAAACGAAUGCUCAGACGCUGUGUGCUGAGCAUGUGCUAUUGGCGCAGAAGUUGAGUAUGGAGCCGUUGAGGAGCCGCAUCAUUCGAGGAUUGAGACCGCACAAGCUAAUGCUUUUUAGAGCAGUUUUAUCAAUUAUGCAAGAUGGAAAUAAGGAGGAGACGAUUUUCGCCGACGUCUAUAAAAUUUAUUCGGUCAUUUGUAGUCAAUUAUCCGGUCUUGAGCCGAUUUCUGACUGCGAAGCCUAUGAGAUGAUUCUUCAAAUGGCGCGUAGCAAUUUAUUUGUGCUCUCCACUGGAAAUUGUGGAAAUUUACGUCGAAAAAUCAAAUUGGGAAUGACGACGCAUGAAGCCGAGACAUGUGUGAAACUGGUCGAAGAUGACCAUAAAAAGACAUUAUAG